CGAGUCAGGGGGACUGAUCGUCUCGGCUCAGAAAGCAUUGCUGUCUUUGACGCAUGGCAGACUGGGCCAAAGGCAGGGUGCUGAUCCACUGCAGGAUCUGAGUAGGAAACCCGGGGUGGAGGAGGCCUCCCCUUUAUUGCUCUGGGAAGGGAUGCAGAAAGAGCAGGGCAUGAAAAUAUUGCCCCUGCAUGGCGAGAAUGAAUUUCACGCCCCUUUUUCAUCUCCAAACUUUCCCUCGAUAUCAAAUCUUUAGUGGAGACGUGCAGUGGGAACCAGGGCAACGCAAGCACACGUUAGCCAGGGCGGGGAAGCGGCUCAUCUGAAUGGCAUACUUGUCUUUCAUACAAGCUUCGUGGUUCCCCAGGUGAACUGUAUACUCCGUUGCUGGUAGCUGGUUGUGUGUGCCUGUGUGGGGAUAGUGGCCUACUUUGCUGGUGGUGGAAAGUGCCAUUAAGUCAUAGCUGACUUAUGGCCACCUCUGCUGCAGUUUUCACGGCAAGAGACUGAUGGAGGUGGUUUGCCAUUGGCUGCCUCUGCAGCCCUGGUCUUUUUUGGAGGUCUCCCAUCCAAUUACUAACCAAGGCUGACCCUGCUUAGCUUCUAAGAUCUGUUGAGAUCAAGUUUGCCUAGGCUGCCCAGGUCAGGGUGGCGUAUUUUACAGAGGCUAAAUGAAUUGGGCAGAGAACCAUUUUUGGCACCCUGUGAAGUAGAGAGGUGUGAAUAUUUCUAACCGUAUCAAGAGAUCUACUUAUUUAGAAGAGGAUACUUUCUCCCUUUAGUCUCUGAUGUCACCAUGCUGACAUCACCUGUGUUUUGAAUUCCCCAUCAUGUUUUUUUCUUGGGGGAUGGACUGUUUUUAUUUUCGUGUGUUCCAUAGCUAGGGUGUAGUGUGACCUGGCUGCUUUUUGUGUCAGAAGAGCGCCCAAACAUUUCUGCUUCCAUACUUCGCCCCAGGAUGUUUUCCUUGUCUUUGUAUGCCUGCAGUCUCCCAUGCACCAGUGAGCAUUCCCCACUUGGCUCAUUGGCUGCCUGCGUCACCAGGGGCAACCGGAGAACACACAAAGCUUCCGUGCAGCAGUUAGGAUUUCUAUACACACUGCCUGCCUGCUCAUUGGCUAGGGACAUCGCCCAUAGCAACAGGAAGACGCCAUGCAAAGCCUGCCCGGGUGCAGGCCAGCAUCCUCUGGGCCGGGGCUCUCCUGGACCAGGUGGUGGGACCCUCUUGAGCGGCUCUUCUCAAGGACUGCCUGGGAAGGUUAGCCAUGGCCCAGACCGGCGUGCUCCUCACCCGGGAGCCUGCUCCACAGACCGUCCCGGUCUCUGAGCUCCCGAUGAAGGUCUAUGAGGCAGCUCUCAACACCGGGCCGGAGUCUUCUUGCGGGCUGGCCACGGCGGGCUUCCGCACUGCCAAGUACCUGCCUGAGGAAUGGCACCAGAACAACUACAUCCGGUACCACGAGGCCUUUGCUGACCGCGACCACUCGGAGCGAUGCCGCCAGGAGUCCCAGAACCUGGCAGCCUACACUGCCGACUUGGCCCAGCGCACCCAGCAGGAUUCGACCACAAAAGUGGGUGAACGCCUGCAGGAUAUCCACUUCUGGAAGUCGGAGCUCCAGAAGGAGAUCGAGGACCUCACGGCCGAGACAGACUUGAUGGCUGCUCAGAAGGUGCGCCUAGAGCGGGCCCUCGACACCACUGAGACCCCCUACACUAUCACCACUGACAACCUUCAGUGUCGGGAGCGCCGGCAGCCCCCAGAUCUGGUGCGGGACCAGGUGGAGGUGGAACUGCUUAAGGAAGCCGAGCUCAUCAGAAACAUCCAGGAGCUCCUGAAGAGGACUCUGAAGCAAGCAAUUAACCAGAUGCAGUUAAACCGAGAUCACAAACAGCUCUGCGAGAUGGACUGGUCAGACAAGCUUGAAACGUACAACAUUGAUGAGAAGUGUGGUCGCUACAACAACCAGAGCACCAACAUCCAGUUCCAUCCGAGCUCGUCCAAGUUUGAGGACAGUGCUUCCACGCCAGAGACCUGGGCGAAGUACAGCCACGACAACAUCUAUCGGGCCGAGCGAGAGAGGCUGGCCUCUGUCAACCUCCGUGCGCUGAUCGACAACAUCCUCCAUGACACAGCUGAGGACCUGCGCAUGCAGUGCGACACGGUGAACGAGGCCUUUGCCAAGCGCUGCGAGGAGCUGGACGAUGCCAAGCACAAACUGGAACAUCACCUGAAGAAAACACUUAAGGAGAUCGGGGAUCAGGAGUACAACAUUGCUGCACUCAGGCAGGCCAUCAAAGAUAAGGAGUCACCCCUCAAAGUGGCUCAGACGAGACUGUAUGACCGCUCCUUUAGGCCAAAUGUUGAGCUCUGCAGAGAUGCUGCCCAGUUCAGGCUGAUCAGCGAAGUUGAAGAACUGAAUGAGUCCAUCAAGGCGCUCAAGAAGAAGCUUUUGGACGCUGAGCAGUCUUUGCGGAAUCUGGAGGACACCCGGAUGAGUCUGGAGAAGGAGAUUGCAGUGAAAACCAACAGCCUCUUCAUCGACCGGCAGAAAUGCAUGGCCCACCGUACCCGAUACCCCACCGUUCUGAGACUAGCAGGUUACCAGUAGGGACGUUGCCUCAGCUAGCGGGGUAGAUGUUAGUCACCAAGAGUCAUAGGAAUGUAACUUAUUAAGGCCCCAUAAGUAUUUAUGCUCCCAUCUCCCUCCCCUAUUCUUUUGUUGAAAUAAAAUUCAGAAGUGU
Eublepharis macularius is the source of this 2739-nucleotide messenger RNA. RefSeq names its product tektin 4 (gene TEKT4). NCBI's taxonomy places the organism in Eukaryota, Metazoa, Chordata, Lepidosauria, Squamata, Eublepharidae. Gene Ontology annotation, cellular component: sperm flagellum; nucleus; microtubule cytoskeleton. The record is from RefSeq and is a predicted model, not a curated record. Gene Ontology annotation, biological process: cilium movement involved in cell motility; cilium assembly. The coding region runs from base 1263 to 2606 and encodes 447 amino acids. The transcript is spliced from 6 exons.